AUUCCGACCUGUCUCUCCCUAUGGUGCGCACUUCUCUAUUGGGCAGGGGUGUGGAGCUCUGAUGCAUUGAAAAAUAACUCCUUGCGGAAUUGGGUUUGUACCAAAAAGGAGUGCCGUCACGUCAGUAUCUGCCGAAUUCAGCAACGCAUUUGUUCCCUAUUUUUGCCUCUGUCCCUUCACAAGAUGUUUCUGGCCAAAAGACUCAUUGGUGGCAUCCUGGAUGUUGUGAGCAACAUCGACCCUGGUCAAUUUGUGCCAUCAGAUCCUCCCCCACCACGCAGACCUCUGGCCUACGCGGAGCAGAAUGAGAACGACGAGGAGAGACAGUUCCGCAAGGUGUUCCAGCAACUUGCUGGGGAUGACAUGGAGGUGAGCCCCACAGAAUUGAUGAACAUCCUCAACAGGAUCAUUGGCAAACGUAGUGACCUGAAGACUGAUGGCUUUAGCAUCGAGUCAUGCAGGAGCAUGGUGGCUGUCAUGGACAGCGACAGCACAGGAAAGCUAGGUUUCCAUGAGUUCAAGUUUUUAUGGAACAACAUCAAGAAAUGGCAGUGCAUCUACAUAUCAAAUGACGCGGACCGCUCCGGGCACAUCUCCUCACAAGAGCUUCCUGCUACCUUCAAAGCUGCAGGCUUCCCUCUCAACGAUCAGCUCUUCCAGUUGAUGGUUCGCAGGUACAGUGAUGAACAGGGCAACAUGGACUUUGACAACUUCAUUGGGUGCCUGGUCAGACUGGACGCUAUGUGUCGAGCUUUCAAGACUCUGGACAAAGAUGAUAAUGGAACUAUCAAAGUCAACAUCCAGGAGUGGCUUCAGUUGACCAUGUACUCAUAAAACAUCAGGGAAAGCCUACAAAAAGCCUUCAUUAAUCGCUCUCUCCAUUUUAAGAUUUUUAUUUUAUAUUACCAUUGUUAUUAUUGUUUGACAGAUGUUCAUACAUCAUUGUCAUGAAUGUUCAUUCAAUUUAUCACUAGAUAGCAGAAACACCAGGAAAGCACACAUUUACUUUACUACCUUUCUACAGUCCAAAUAUUUGAACGUUUUGUGUUUUCCUUUUUUCUGGCAACACACCUUUGUUCAAACAUUCCACACUGCUAUGUAAUGUAAUAUAUACAUUCUAGUGCUCAAUAAAGGGGGCAAUAUUACCUAA
Molecule: messenger RNA, 1150 nt
Organism: Oncorhynchus gorbuscha (pink salmon)
Lineage: Eukaryota; Metazoa; Chordata; Actinopteri; Salmoniformes; Salmonidae
Product: calpain small subunit 1-like
Exons: 11
Coding region: 184-834 (216 amino acids)
Molecular function (GO): calcium ion binding
Source: RefSeq, a predicted model, not a curated record